Molecule: messenger RNA, 2127 nt
Organism: Nilaparvata lugens (brown planthopper)
Lineage: Eukaryota; Metazoa; Arthropoda; Insecta; Hemiptera; Delphacidae
Product: ubiquitin carboxyl-terminal hydrolase 33-like
Exons: 14
Coding region: 519-2063 (514 amino acids)
Biological process (GO): protein deubiquitination
Molecular function (GO): cysteine-type deubiquitinase activity
Source: RefSeq, a predicted model, not a curated record
CGGAAAAUCAUGUAAUGGUGCGCGAGCCUCGGUCCUCUGAAUGGGUCUGUUGCCCAUCCAGAGGGACAAAUUGAAAAGUUUUCCAUUAUCAGUACUUUUAUUGUAGUUUGUAUAGUAAUCUAAAAUUGAUAGAAUCAGUCAGUAGAUGUAAAAUUAAGAGGUUAAUUGUGUGCUUGAAUUUAAGUAGAGUGUAGUGAGUUGCAUUACGUCUGAGUUUAUUGGGUUUUGGAUUAAGUGUUCUCAAAAGUAAAAUUUGAAAUUGUUGAAAUGAUGAAAUCAAGCGCCAGCCAGAAUCGCGAAAGUGGACUGCCAUGUCCCAAGGAAAUUCUAUUGGAGAGCCGAAAGCCUACAUGGACAUGGACAUCCUUCAUGGAAAAAGAUCACCUGGAGAAGUCGACUCCCGAUCAGAUGGCAGAAUCCGAUGUCCAUCGCAGGGAUAGGCAAGCUCCACCUUCCUUGCCAUGCAUAUAGGAAUCACCCUUGCUGUGUAAGUGGUAGGAGUAUGGUACCUACUGCGCAUGCGUGGACCAGUUGUAGUAGGAAUUCAUCUGUGCUCAGUGCUCUUGCGUUUCUUUCUUUCUUGUGGCGAAGAAGAAAGAAACUUCGGUAGAGUUCCGGUUCCAGUGUACAGUGCUCCUGAUACUGCAAGCCCCGCUGACUUCUUCCUUUCCGCUUAUCAAACUGGUGAGGAAUGGCAGCCUUCAAAAAAUUCGUUCAUUUGUAGCGCGCAUUUUGUUGGAGGCAAAAAGAACGAUAACCCAAAUCACAUUGCCUAUGUGCCUUGUUUGCGCCCCACACUCAAAGCCAGAAAGAGAAGGGCCGGUUCCGAUCCAUUGCAGGGUAAUCCUAAAAUUGCCAAAUUCCAAGAUGCUGUCAAGAUAGAUAAGGAUACGGAGCAGAUCGAGCCACAGAGUGAAGUAGAUGCAAAGCGACCGGAGACCCAUAAAGAGCUAUCAGUCAAAGGUAUAAGAAACAUCGGGAACACUUGCUAUAUGAAUGCAGCUUUGCAAGCGCUCUCCAAUACACCACCAUUCGCCAAAUACUUGCUCGAUUGUGGAAAUCAGCUGAUUCUACGUUUAGAAAAUGAGAACCAUCCGAUGAAGCUAACCAGAGUGAUGUGUGAAUUAUUGGAAUAUCUUUGGAACACCCAUGAGGAUGCAUACUUCAGUCCAAGCCGAUUGUUGCGCCGUGUCAGAAGAGUAAAUCCAACAUUCCAAGUGGGCAACCAGCAAGACACUGCUGAGUUUUUGACUAUCUUGCUCAACCUAUUACACCAGGAGCUGAAAACUCAAGACACGGACAAAAGUAUCAUUUCCGAUAUAUUCGACGGCAAAAUGUACACCUGUGUGCAGUGCUUAACGUGCAACAAGGUUCAUGAAGAGGCUUCUGAAGACAGGACGUGGAUGUCUGAAGGAUCUGAAACAACACGAUUCAUUACCGUCCAAAUCCCUACAAAGGAGGAUUUGAAGGCUCUUGAUGAAUUAACCAAGAAGUAUGCUGACCUGAAACAUGUCAAGGAAAUGUACCGUUUCAAAAAGAGUUGGUUUGGUUGGCUGAGCAAGCUAAUGCCCUUUCAAAGCCGCAGCGUUGUCAGUCUCGAAAACUGUUUGCAGGCAUUCUUCUGUGUGGAAGAACUGAAAAAUGAAAACAUGUACAGGUGUGGCAAAUGCGCCGCAGCCCGUGAUGGGAUAGCAUUCUCCAAAAUUACACAGCUACCGGAGGUACUGUGUAUAAACCUGAAGAGGUUCCUGCCUGACUCGACCAAAAAAACUCAACACGUUUCAUUCCCGAUCACUGAACUCGACAUGACACCUUUUGUUCAUUCUGAAUGCCUGUCGGAGAUUAAAACGUACGACCUUAUGGCAACUAUAUGCCAUAAAGGAAACAGUUUAAAUAGUGGACAUUACAUCUGUUAUGGGCUUCAUGAAGAAAAAAAAAUCUGGUUCGAGUAUGACGACCUACGUGUGACCAAGGUCACAGAAGAUAAGGUUGCUUCGUGUGAAGCAUACCUUCUAUUUUAUAGUCAACUACGCAAAGAUCGGCCUUCAAUGACGAAGGAAUAGUGGGCGAAUCAAAUGAUUUGACGUCUAUGUGAAAUCCAAAUAGAUGAGCCUCAUUCCACGACUA